AUGACAAUGGCACGAAAAGUUGCAUGGAAGCUGCCCGCGUCGGUCGGCGCAACUAUCCUAUACCACGGCGUGGUAAAGAACGGAUUCACUGUACUACCAGACAUAUAUACUUUGAUCAUUGAUCGUAAGCAACUUGAAGAAGACACCGAUAUUUCGGGCAUAUAUGAAUGCAUGGUUUUGGCGGAAAAUCAGGAAAAUGUGACCGAAACGAACUGGUUCUUUUUGCGUUGGGGUGUGGACAUGUUUCCACUGGAAUCGAUGCUACUUCGAGAUAAACCGAUUAUCAAAUAUCAACGAAAUAUUAUCGGCAGUAUUGUGGCACCAAUAUUGGUAUUAAUUGGAGCCGCGCUGAUUAAAUUGUUCGUGUACAUUAAAGCACGUCGAUCGAAGUCACGUGAAUUGGACAUCGCAGACCAUGCUGAAGGUAUCCACUUUCGUGUUUACCAAGUCUCCGGAUUCUACGGACCGGAACGGAAUGGUCAUCAAACGGAGAAGAAUUACAAUUGUUACCCAAAUGGUACGCUUACAUUGGCCGAACGGAACGGGGUUUCAAGGUCACAUAGCAAAGACUGA
Messenger RNA from Echinostoma caproni, 573 nucleotides. The record is from the annotation of a GenBank genome assembly. Lineage: Eukaryota; Metazoa; Platyhelminthes; Trematoda; Plagiorchiida; Echinostomatidae.